ACUGAUGGUGGGUUGUCAGGUCAGCGUCAGUCGUGGUUCGCGGGUCAGCAGCCUGCAUCGCGGUUUUCAGAGACGCCCAGCCGUACGCCGCCGAUCAAUGCCGCCAACCACCGCGUUCCACCUCACUUCAUCAACGACGCGCGCUCCCCGAACAAACAGACCCUCUUGCCCUUUGUCCCCAGCCGUCCGAAUGACACCUAUCUUGAUCGAGAAAUCUCUGCUACUCUGACCAUCGCUCGAGAUCCUUCUUUUGAACUCUUCCUAUUCGGCACCUUACAAUUUAACGUGCGCAACAAAUCGGGACCUGCUGGCCUUUCAUCGCCCGCAGCAGGUUUAGCACCUCGCUCACCGUCAGCCAAUACCCUACCUAACCCUUCCUCACCCAAAAACGGUGACUUCCAAACCCACAUUCGACCCCUGCUGCUUGACAUACAACGAAUGUACGAAAACGUGGCGGCCAACCACUCCUUUUGUAUCGACUCGCUCACUCGAUCUUUCGAUCGUGCAGACGUGCAAAUCGCUGGCUUCACCAAGUCCUUUGUCAUUGAGCUCACCCAACAAAUCCUUAGUAACGAUCCGGCCAUCACUGUAGAGCGCAAGGAACAGGCCAUUCGUCGAGCCAUGAGUCGUGCGGAUCUUAGUUUUCUCAUCCGAUCACCUUUCCCAUAA
Molecule: messenger RNA, 669 nt
Organism: Hydatigera taeniaeformis
Lineage: Eukaryota; Metazoa; Platyhelminthes; Cestoda; Cyclophyllidea; Taeniidae
Source: the annotation of a GenBank genome assembly